AUGGAGCUAGGUCCGUCCUUGAGCAAUCCGGUAGUUACCCCGAAAAAUACAGAUAAACCUGAUCGCUUUGGCAGCAUUAAAAUGUUUUUAGCAAGUAUUGAAUUAAGACCACAGAAACAACUGGAAGAUUGGGGUAUGAGUUUACUUGAAAAGCUACGAAUUAAAAUGGAGGAGUUCCAUCAGAAGAACAGUGUGAAGAAGAUGAAUACUGAUAUUUUAAAACAGGAGCUGGUUGUGUUACUGCAGAAACAUGAUGUUGAUUUCACAGAAGACUUAAAUUCUGUUAUAGAAGAAAAGUCUCCACUGAAUGGCCAACUGGUCAACAGUGAUUCAAACAAGAAAAGCGCAUCCAAGAGGAAAGCAAUUGAUGUUAUUGUCAUUGAGGAGGAUGAUGAUACUACUAUGAAUGCUGAUACUUCUACCUGGGUUGUAGAAGACGGAGUACUGGUACAGAAAGUAGUUCCACCUCCACCAGUAGACAUAGAUCUGUUACAGAACCAUUCAUUUAAUACUACGAAAACGGCCAGUACAUCUUUAACAGCGUAUAGUGGGGCAGAAACUACUGACGCAAAUUUGAUCAGCGACCAAUCAUGGAAUGGUAUAAAUACAGAGAGUACAAUUAUACCGACAUUGCACAGUGAAGUUGAACAUUCUCCUUUCACAGAAACUACUGAUGGAAAUCUGUUCAUCAACGAACCGUGUAAUGGUAUAAAUACAGCAAGUACUAGUAUACCUUCAACAUCACAUAGUGAUGAACAUUCACCUUUCACAGAAAUAUCUGGCCAGUAUGGUCUGUUAGGAAAUCAAUCAGCAAGUUUAGCAAAUACACUAAGUACAGUGCCCACUAGAGUCGAGCAUCUAUCGGGUACACAAACUGGACAUGAACCAUCCCAUGCAAAUCCAGAAUCUACAGCAGAAUCGUCAUCAUUGCGAUUCCAAUACAUCAUUAUACAUUCAGAAACCCCUGAGAUGCUGAAAAACCAAAUUAAUAUCAACGUACCAAAGAAAAAUGACAAUAUUAUGUCAACAGGUGAUGAAGAAAAUGAUUUGUCUUCAAUGAGCAUAAUGUCAUCCUCUGAAGAUGAGGAAGAUGACAGUGACACGGAAAUGGAUGUAGACUACGAUGUUCUGUGUAAAGAACCCCAAAACUCAUCACCAAUGAAGAGAAAGAGCUAUUCAUAUAUUUGUAGUAUUUGUCAAGUAGUCUUAGAAACUGUGUCUAAUUUGAGAGAACAUCUUAAGAGUAAACAUUCUUAUAGUAAACUGUAUCCAUGUCGACAUUCCCUCUAUUGUACAAAGUCUAAAGUGGCUUUUGCACUACAAAGUGAUCUAAUUAACCAUAAGAAAAUGGACCAUGCUAAACGGCCUUUGCGAAAAAGCCCUGAAAGUCAAGAAAGUACAGAAAUAGAGUGUAUUUCCUCAAAGGAUUCUCAACAACUAACUCAGCAAAUGGAUUAUUCUGCACUACAUGUGAUCAGAAACAAGGAACUAGAUAGUACUUCCAGUAAGCCACCUGCUCUUGGAAAUGAGAAAACUGAUGUAGACAAAAUAACGUCUGUUAAACCUCUUGUACAACAAUGUCAGGAAAGGUACUGUAAAAACAAAAAGUGUGUUAAACAGCCCAUGUUAGUUACAAAGAAAAUUGAUCAUAAAAACAAACUCAGCAAUCCUGGAGUGAUGUCCUCUCAUAGUGGCAAAAUAAAACUACCACCAGGUUAUGAUAGCCUCAAUGUACAACCUGUGGUUAUGUUGGAAAAAAUUGAUUUGACAUUGUACAAGACGCCUGUUAUGGCAGGUUCAAAGGACAGUACACCAUCUGACAAAUCAUAUGAGACAGAAGAAGACAAUGGUAUCAUGAGUGGUUUCAUUAAGAUUCCCUCACAGCAAAGUGGAAAGUCAAUCCAGAGAAACAAAACUCAAUCAAAACAACGGAGUGGUAAGCCAAAUCAAACUCUAUCACAACAAAGCAGUAAGAUAAAAAGCACAAUUAAAACUUCAUCACAAAAGUGUGGUUUGUACAAAGUACAGACCUUUGUAAACAGAUGCCUGUGGACAAUCCUAAAAAUUCAUUGGCCAGAUAAGAUCAGCAACCUUGAGCUCCUGAAGCAAACCAGGCAGCUUUCCAUGGAGGAAGAAAUUCUGCGGACGAGAUGGGGUUGGAUUGGUCACACUUUGCGUAAGCAACCAUCCAACAUCCCCAGACAAGCCUUGACAUGGAAUCCAUAG
Saccoglossus kowalevskii is the source of this 2226-nucleotide messenger RNA. RefSeq lists its product as uncharacterized. Lineage: Eukaryota; Metazoa; Hemichordata; Enteropneusta; Harrimaniidae. The record is from RefSeq and is a predicted model, not a curated record.